Molecule: messenger RNA, 9035 nt
Organism: Mustela erminea (ermine)
Lineage: Eukaryota; Metazoa; Chordata; Mammalia; Carnivora; Mustelidae
Gene: NETO1
Product: neuropilin and tolloid like 1
Exons: 11
Coding region: 464-2065 (533 amino acids)
Molecular function (GO): protein binding
Source: RefSeq, a predicted model, not a curated record
GGCCCCCGCCUCGCCGCGCCCGCCGCCAGCCCCGGCCCCGGCCCCGGUCCGGGCGCCCCGGGGCUCGCCCCGCGCCCGCCGCCGCCCGCGCGCAGACUGCCCGCGCGUCCUCCUGACAGCUGCGGCGGCGGCGAUGAUGCAAAGAAGGAGGGUGCUGCCGCCGGCGGUGCUGAUGGUGGCGGUCGGCGCCCGGGUGUGAUGCGAGCGUCAUGGUGGGGAUGCUGGCUUCGCGGCGGUGAGGAAGCGAGCGCGAGCGAGCGCGAGCCAGGGGCGGAGGACGCCAGAAUUCGGAUCUUGCUGCUGUGUGGGCUCGGAUCGCUCUUGCCCCGCGCUCUCUCCCCCUCCAUUUGGUUCUUGGUUUGCACAUUUGACCCCCCGACUCCGUGCUCUCCCCGCCACUGGAAGUCUUCCCGGCUCUAAAUGGAAUUAGUGGAGAUCGGAGCCUCUGGUGUAACGAACAGACAUGAUCUAUGGACGCAGUUUGUUUCACAUUGUAGCAAGUUUAAUCAUCUUCCAUUUGUCUGGGGCAACCAAGAAAGGAACAGAAAAGCAAGCCACCUCAGAAACUCAGAAGUCAGUGCAGUGUGGAACUUGGACAAAACAUGCAGAGGGAGGUAUCUUUACCUCUCCCAACUACCCCAGCAAGUACCCUCCUGACAGAGAGUGCAUCUACAUCAUAGAAGCUGCCCCAAGACAGUGCAUUGAACUCUACUUUGAUGAAAAGUACUCUAUUGAACCGUCUUGGGAGUGCAAAUUUGAUCACAUUGAAGUUCGGGAUGGACCUUUUGGAUUUUCUCCAAUAAUUGGACGCUUUUGUGGACAACAAAAUCCACCUGUAAUAAAAUCCAGUGGAAGAUUUCUAUGGAUUAAAUUUUUUGCUGAUGGAGAGCUGGAAUCUAUGGGAUUUUCAGCUCGAUACAAUUUCACACCUGAUCCUGACUUUAAGGACCUUGGAGUUUUGAAACCAUUACCAGCAUGUGAGUUUGAGACGGGCGGUCCUGAAGGAAUUGUGGAAUCUGUACAAAUUAUGAAAGAAGGCAAAGCUUCUGCUAGUGAGGCUGUGGAUUGCAAGUGGUACAUCCGGGCACCUCCACGAUCCAAGAUCUACUUACGCUUCUUGGACUAUGAGAUGCAGAAUUCAAACGAGUGCAAAAGGAACUUUGUGGCUGUGUAUGACGGCAGCAGCUCCGUGGGGGAUCUGAAGGCCAAGUUCUGCAGCACCGUGGCCAAUGACGUCAUGCUCCGCACGGGUCUUGGCGUCAUCCGCAUGUGGGCCGAUGAGGGCAGUCGGAACAGCCGAUUUCAGAUGCUCUUCACAUCCUUCCAAGAGCCUCCCUGUGAAGGCAAUACAUUCUUCUGCCACAGUAACAUGUGUAUUAACAAUACACUGGUCUGCAAUGGACUCCAGAACUGUGUGUAUCCUUGGGACGAGAAUCACUGUAAAGAGAAGAGGAAAACCAGCCUAUUGGACCAGCUCACCAACACCAGCGGGACUGUCAUUGGCGUGACUUCCUGCAUUGUGAUCAUCCUUAUUAUCAUUUCUGUCAUUGUGCAGAUCAAACAGCCUCGUAAAAAAUAUGUCCAAAGGAAAUCAGACUUUGACCAGACAGUUUUCCAGGAGGUGUUUGAACCUCCUCAUUAUGAGUUAUGUACUCUAAGAGGGACAGCAGCUACAGCUGACUUUGCAGAUGUGGCAGAUGACUUUGAAAACUACCAUAAACUGCGGAGAUCCUCUUCCAAAUGCGUUCACGACCAUCACUGUGGGUCACAAGUGUCCAGUACGAAAGGCAGCCGCAGUAACCUCAGCACAAGAGAUGCUUCUGUCUUGACAGAGAUGCCCCCACAGCCCAUCAAACCCCUCAUCCCGCCCAUGAGCAGAAGAAACAUUCUCGUCAUGAAACACAACUACUCGCAAGAUGCUGCAGAUGCCUGUGACAUUGACGAGAUCGAGGAGGUGCCAACGACGAGUCACAGGCUGUCCCGCCACGACAAAGCCGUCCAGCGGUUCUGCCUCAUUGGGUCUCUAAGCAAACAUGAAUCUGAAUACAACACAACUAGGGUCUAAAAAGAAAAUUCAAGCUAAACUCUUCAAAACACUUCAAGCCUAUCAACUAUUCUUGAAUUAGGUGAAUGCAUUUCCAUGCUCUAUAUUACCUUGAUAAAUUCAUGUAUUUGUAUGCAUUUUUCACUGGGAGAAAAUGUUUUAACUGUGUUUUAUUUUCAGAGAAGAACUAUUUAUACAAACAUGGGGACUGUGAAACGAAAAUUCUCUAGUGAAUUGUGAAAAGUGGACAUAUUUCUAAAUUCAUUCCACUGCCUUUAUCCAAACUUAAGAAUUAGAGACAUUUGUUAUUCCUUCGGCAAGACAUCCCCGCUGCACAAUGAUAUGUUCAUUUCAUAAUUUGGUUGCUGGUCACCAAGUGCUCCUUAGUUUUUAAAUACAUUUUGAGAUUUACUGGAAACUUGAAGAAGAAAUUAGUUCCUGAUUAAGACUAUCCCAAUUUUUCUUUUUACUCUUAGUUUCACUUUGUUUCUAUGUUGUUUUAUGUCCUUGUUAUAUAAUUGUACGUUGUGUGACAUGUGAACAACACGAUUUUGGAUGAACUUUGUGUUACAUGUACAUUGUUUUCAUUAGAUAGACUGCUUGAGACUAGUGCGUCCCUGAGGGAUUUUGAACAUGCUACAGUUAAGAAGUGAAAAUAUGGACCAUGGAAGAACCAGCUAGAGGUUUUAUGGACUAUUAACAUCUAUUAUUGUAUAAUGAUUAAAUGCAGCCAAGAGUCAUGAGUAAAAAUACCAGAUUGCAAUAAGAAACAUCUGAUUUUUUUUUUUUUUUAGUCUUUCCCAAUUUCCUUUUUGUUUGAUAUCAAAGGAAGAUACUAAGUUUCAGAAAGAGGUUUUGAAAUCAGGUAAUUUACCAUUCAGACCCAUCAGUAGAAAUGUUUUUUGAUUAAGCACUUAGCAAUAUGACUGAAUUGACAGUUUGAGAAAAUACCCUGCAUGUCAGUACUGGAUAUUUGAGUUGGAAAAAUAUCCUUUUUAUUAGACACAUUGUAAAAAGCAUGCAUUCUCGGAUACUGCUGUUACGCUUCCAUUUCUUUGUGUCAUAUGCUUGCUACUUGUAACUUUUUAUAUAAAGAUAUAUAAAAAUGUAUAAUAAUUUCCUAACGAGUUAAGAAAAAUGUUUUCUUCUAUUAGAGUGAUAAAAAAUUGACUUACAUAAGUGCACACUUUAUAUCAACUCUUUCUACCUGUUAGGCUCUAGGAUGUCUUUUAGUAUUGAGGCUUACUUCUCUAAAUUUGAUCUCUCAAAUUUUAUGACUAUGUUCUCCUUUUAGAAUAGGACAAUCUUUUUAAAUGCUUUAAAAUCACAGGCCCUUUUAAGAACCAAAUUAUGCCAUUCCGAGUUGUUCUCCUACUCAGGCACACAUAUAAUACCCGAAAGCUUACUAAUCAUGAUGUGUUUAAUAUAAAUAAAGCAAAAUCAUAUAAUAUAUUUAAUUGUUGUUGAGUCAUAUACACACUCUCUAAAGUUUGAUUUAAUAAAUGGGUACUUUUUAAAUAUUCAAUGUGUAUUCCUAGAAAAUAAAUUUUAAAAAUCAGAAUUACUGCAAAUCCGCUUACCAACAUCUCCAAAACUGCUGAAUUCUAUGGAAGUCUGGCCUUCAAAUAGUGAAGUAGUCUGGUCUAUCACAGUUAAAACUUUGUGACUCAAGCAGGCUUUACAAACCUAUAGGUGAAUUACUUGCAUCCAUCUCCAUUAGGAAUUCAAUUUCAUAUAUGCUACAGAAACAAAUAAAUGGGAAAGAAAAUAAAAUUUUAUGAUAGAAACAUUAAAGAAUUAUCAUAGCAAUUCUGAAUAACCUGUAUUGAAAAAAAUGUCAAUAUACAUAAAUAAUCACUUCCAUGAAUGUGAUACACUGAUGUAUAGAAAAUAUAUUGAAUGUGAUAAAGAAAGAUUAUUUCUAUUGUUUUGCUACCUAUUUUGUACACAGUUUAUGUCACAAUCUAGCCUUUAGUAUUUGACUUGACUGAUUUAUUUAGUUGCAUGCCAACCCUUAUGCCCUUUAAUUCAAAUUUAAUGCACCCACAGAUUAAUUUUGAAGUGGUUAGCCAUAUUUUAUUUUCCCUAUUUAGAAAUCUUCAUAAGACCACUUACAAUUUGAAUGAAUAAUCUCAGAAAAGUACGAUAUUCAUGUCAAGACUUAUUUAUACAGCAAAAAAGGAAAAUAAAUUAAGUGAACCACUUGACUCUUCACUUGCCCUAUAGCUGUCCACAGGCAGUUCUCCCUAAAUAUGCAGAAGGCUCCUGAUCUGCUGGUUCAAUGCUUAAAGGAUAUUUGCACCAGAAAUCCACUCAUCAACAACCAAAAAUCCAACCACACUAAGUAAAAUGACAAAGAUGGAUGUCUUAUGUAUAUUUAGUACACAACAGCUCCAUGGGAAAACAAAAAUAUUUCAAGUGAAGACUAGACUAGGUCUCCUCAGUGGUCAUACAAAAAAGAAAGAAAGAAAGAAAGAAAGAAAGAAAGAAAGAAAGAAAGAAAGAAAGGAAGAAAAGAAACUUAACAAUGGUCAUUGAUGAAUCAUAAGAGAAGGUAGUGAUGACAUGAAUCAUGAAUGCAGGGACCUGGGGCUCCCUGUUGGCCCUUGAUGUAACUCUAGAUGCUAGAUCUGGGAAACAGGGGAGUCCAUGAUGCCUGGGAAGUCCCUGGAGGAGGCUCUUUAAAAGCCAGGACUGACAUUUAUCCAUAUAUUAUAAAUUCCUAUUGACUGGCACACCAGAUCUUACACCUAAAUAUCAAACUUUGGUUUAGAUUCAAAUAGGGAGACACACUGUGGUUAAGGAAUGAGGUGUUUUAAGACGUUCAAGAUGUUUCAAGAUAUUUGAAAUCAAGUUAUUUUAAUAAAUAAUGAUAUUUUUUGAUAAAGUGAAUUCAAAUAUGACUUACACAAGUGCUUUAUUAAUUCCACAAGAUGUUCUAAAAGCAUAGUUACACACGUUAGUUAAUUUGAAAAUAGCUGUUUUCCUUUUAUUUCUUUAUUUUUGAAUUCACUUUCAAAAACUGGAAGACAUAUCAUGAGUCUAUGCAACACCUGUGAAACCCUGCUUUCAGCCUCUUCCAUUUGUCCAAGUGCAUUUCGAUUGCCUAAUUCAAGAUUGAUGUGCUGAUUUGGAAAUGCGAUUUUUUGUACCUGAUUUUAUAUACAUGCACUUUCUAUGAAUCAUAUUGCAAAAUAGAGAUAUGUGAUGUUGAUCUUCCAUAAUUCACUUUCAUUUGGUCAGAUAAUUAAAUGUGGCUAUAACUGUAACUGGAAAUGAGUGUUUUUGGACUUUUAAAGGAGAACAAUCCACUUUGUGGAAAUGUUGGCUUGUAUGUUUUGCAUAACUUUUUUCCACUAAAAAUAUUUCAAUCGGUCUGACUCUAUAAACUGUUAUUCCUAGUGUUUAAUAAAGUUAGGUCUUUGACAAAAACUGAAUGAAUAUUCACGUAAGCUGUUGCAUCAACGUCUUUGUUUUUUCCCUUAGGAAUUUGGUUUUUCCUCAAAUUUGGUAGCUUAAAAAAAAUCCCAUGAAUGGAUUUUCCUCAACCUCUGAAUAUCAUAAUAAAUGGCAAAAUAUGAUAUUGGUUCCUGUUACCUUAAUUAAAGUAAUGGAAAAUAACUUAUUUAUGUAUUAGUGGCAAAAUACAUAAUAGAAUUUUAUCUUAUUAUGAAGUUUGUAUAUUUCAAUGAUGAAAAUGAUUCCUGUCAGAUUCCAGCUCUUGAGGGAGGUUAGGUAAAUAAAACCUGUAAAAUUCUCUGAAUCCUGAAUGUAUAUGAUUUGAGGAGUGAGUUUCAGUUUUUUCCAAUUUCUCUGAACUGAGCUAGUUUUGAUGUCAUGUCUACUUAUGAUUCUUUCUUCCUUUUGUUUGUUUCUAUCUGUCACACAAUGGCACAGAGAGCUCAGCCAACAAAAUGUUAAAUAGAUGAAGAAUAGAAGUAUCUAUUCUUCUAUAGAAAAACUUGGACUUGAAUUUAUUAUAAUUCUUUUAUCCAUUUAAUUAAUAUUUCCCAUUCUUCUCUUAAAGGUUGAAAAAAAGUAGCAAAGCAAACUAUAUUGUAAAAAUAGCAGAGAUGUAUUUUUAUAAAUAAUCUUGUUCCAUAAAUCUGAGGCCCUAUGUUAACAUAGAUUUAUCCUGAUUCAUUCUAUUAAUGAGUUGUUUAAAUCAUACUGCAAAUUUCUUUAACCUUAACUUUAUUUGACUCACUCAAAUAAAUCCAACAGUGUCAUAGAAAUACCAAUGUGGGUGACCAAUGUCAGACGCUCUUCUUACCUCAUCAAUUUUUUAUCAAUUCUUAACACCUCAAUACAAUUUUUUAUUGUAGCUUCUGGUUCUGUAAUUCCUUGUGCAUUAUUUAAAAAGCAAAUGCCCUCUUAACAUGCCUUUAAUUCCUCAGAGUUAGGAAUAAUAAACUCUACCUGCUUCAGACGUAUGUCAUUUAUGAGUGUCUAGGGUUGGUUUUCAGAAAAUUGUUUAUACAAUUAUGUAAUUAAACCACUGUUUUAUAUUCCUAGUAAUUAUGCAAUUCAGUAUAUGCUGGUUUGUCCCUAACUUCUACCGCCUCUCCAAAGUCUGAGCUAUGCCAUUUUACAUUGGUCAAUUAUUUGAAAAGUUAUUUUUUUGUUCUCCAAACAGUCACAGAUGUAGACAAAAAACAUAACAGCGAGCAGAAAAUACAAUGUUUAAAUUUUUUAAAAGAAAACAUUUCUAUUAUGUCAUAUUAUGAAAUUUGUACUUUUUUGUCACUUUCUCAUGAGUUAAGUUUAAUAGCAUAGCCAGUCUUUUGAUCCUGUACAGUCUAUAUACUGAGAUUCUGCCUAAGUGAUUUGGGGAUGAAAAAAAAAAAAAAAAAAGAGGCAGCAGUCUGUUGGGGAACAUGAUUAUGGCGUUUCAUAGAAGGAAGCGUGUUUAGAGGAGCUAGAUCAGAAAAAUGAAACCCAAAAUUAUUUGCCAAGUUUUUCACCUUAAAAAGCUAAUUAGCUAUCACCUUCAUAAUUUUGAAUGGAAGAUAAAAUAUAUUAAAUUGUCAAGAGAAUGCAAUGCAGAUGAUUUUUCUAAGAUUUUAUUUAUUUACUUGAGAGAGGGAGAAAGAGAGAGCAUGAACAUGAGCAAGCAGCAGGAGGGGCAGAAGGAAGGGGAGAGAAGGAAUCCCAGGCAGAUUCUGAGCUGAGCAACGUGGGCCUGGAUUUCAGGACCCUGAGCUCACGACCUGAGUGGAAACCAAGAGUCAGCCAUCUAAGGGACAGAGCCACCCAGGUACCCACCUCUCCCCGAUGAUUUCUCAUAGUAAAGAAGUUGGUAGCAUAAAAAUGGGAUACAAACACCUUCUCAAGGGGAUCGAGAAAGGCUUAAUGAAUAGCCGUCCUGUUAAGCAGAUCUUGAAAUUUGGAGACCAUCAAAUAAUGGGCCAAGGAAGUAUUUUCACCGAGAGAAAUUGGAGCAGGGAGUAGUUGGGAGGCCACAUGUUUAUUUCAGUUAGCUGGAGCGUAGGAGUAGACAAAAGGAGAAAUAGUAAAUAUAGUUGACAGAGUAGGUUGGCAUUUGCAUCAUGAUUUCUGAGUGCACAUAGUUUCAUCUAAAGAGGUUCAUAUUUUAUUACAAGGAGAAUAUUUUAAUGCUUCUUAGCAUAUAUGGUUUAUGAAUUAUACUUUAAGUCACAUCCUCUGAUAGCAGUAUGUUUGCUCAAUUGAAUUAGACUAGAAUAAGUAAAGGAAAUUAAAGCAAUACAAAGGCAAAACAUUAAAAAAGAAUAGCUGAUUGUUAGAUAUCCAGAAAUAUCUGUUUUGCUUUUGUUUAUUUUCUGCCAUAUUUUUUUAACUUUCAAGAUUAUGAUUAACUCACUAACCAACCCAUUGAGCCCUAUGUGCUAAAUACCGUAUGGAGGGUUUCAAAUCAAGUGUUCUGUUGGUCCUGUUAGCAGUCCUAACACUACUAAUAACAAUACUUGUUGUUGCGGUUGUUGUUUUUCUGUUGUACAUAUGAGGAAAUUGAAGAGAGUUUUCUAUUAACUCUUCUAAGAUUCCAUGAUGAUAAAUACGGCACCAACCCUAAUGAUUAAUGUUAGAUUCAGCCAACAGUCUUCACCCAUGUGCUUAUGGCUCUCCAAUGGUCAACAUGGCACUAGUUCAUAUCCAUAGAAACCCCAUAGUUUUGUGUUUUCUCAUCUGCAAAAAUAUGUAUUAUAGCAGCUUCUCUCUACCCUGUAGCACUUAAGGGUCAAAUAAUGCAUUGGAGGAUAUUUUUAUAUCCUAUAAUACAUUAUAAAUACGUAGUUUUCCCUAAGUCAUGUGUAAACUUCAUUUAUUGCCGACAUGGAGCAAGUACAUCAUCUGUAACGAGCAGUGACAAAGAAUGAUUCCAGCCUUCUUGUCUUCACAGUGAAAUGACUGACUCCCAGAACCCACUGAUUGUUAUUCACCGGAAUGGCGUUUUCUCUGAUGUUCACUUUGUUACGUUAUUUUAUUGAGUUCUGAAGUGACCCCAAAAGCCCUAGAAAUAAGUAUACCCUGAAAUACCAACACUUGAAAGAAAAUCCUGUUUUCAAUCCCAGCCAAUUGCUCAAUAGACAUUUGCAUGAUAUAAAUAGUGGAUAAGCGAGCAUGUAGACAGUUACAUAGAAGAUUGCACUCUCCAAGCCACAAUUAUGAUGUAAAAUGUGGUAUAAUGCACUAAAAAUAAUGUGUCCUUUUUGAACAGGAAAAAUUCAAACUCAAACUUUAGGUUCACUUCAUACUACUUAUGUGCUCUUAAAAAAAGCUGUUCACAGUGCACAGUCAAUGUGGGUCUAUUAAAUGAGCAGAUGAGUAGAAAAAUUACAUUUAAGAAGUAACUAAAUUUCUUUAUUUGACACAGAAGCACUGUCCUGACCUGACACCCGCCCAUAUAUCUAGCCCUUCCUUCUAGAACUUAUAGAACUAAGCUGGAUUCUAAAGGAAGCCUGAAAAAGUAUUGUUUUAUAACUGGUAUGAUAGGUAUACUAGCUUAAAAAAA